AUGAACAACGAACAAUUUCGUCGCCUCAUCCAAGACAACACCAAUCCCAGCACGAGCCCCAGUUUAAGCGGGAAUAAAGAUGGAAGCACCGUUAACGCGACGCCCGCGACAGCGCUGGGAUCGCGGAUGCGCUCAAGUAUUCCCAUGACACCCCGCUCCCUAACAACACCCAACUUCGCCCGUCAACUAGCCGACUACCGUCGCGAAGGCCACCACCCACCCACCAAACGCUUCAAAUCCAGCGCCGCGCCAAAGGGCACAAAACUACCCACCGGCUACCAAGACCGCACACACCUACGACAAUCACAAGAUGAUGAUAGUGCAAAAGAUAUUGAGACGCGGAUUAACGCGCUGGAAGAGAUGGUGAAGGAGGGCAAGAUUGAUGCCGGGAUGUUUGAGAAGUUACGCGGGGAGUUGGGUGUUGGGGGGGAUGUGGGGAGUACGCAUAUGGUUAAGGGUUUGGAUUGGGAGUUGCUGAGGAGGGUUAGGGCGGGGGAGGAUGUUAGUAAGGGGACUGAGAAGGAUGAGGAGGAGGGAGAGAAGGAGGAGGGAGAGAAGGAGGGUGAGGGAGAGCGGGAGGAAGGGGACGGGGCAGAGGAGGAAGUAGACUUGGAGGCAGAGUUUGAGCGGGUGACGGAAGAGAAAGGACAGGAGGAUAUUGCCCCUGUCGCUCCGAAGGAGAAGGAGAAGAAGAAAGGAACGAUGGCACCGCCGCCGGCCCCUGCGCAGGCACAGGCGCAGGCACAGAAGAAAUCCCGGGAUGAGAUUCUACGACAACUCAGAGCAAGUCGCGCAGCUCCUGCCGCAGAACCUGCCCCACCGCCGGAGUCGACGCUGGGAUCUAAGUUCAAGAAACUGGGCGAGUCGAGACCAGAGAAGAAGCGGUGGGUGGAGACAGACGAGAACGGUCGGCGGAGGGAGGUCCUUCUCACUACCGAUGCACAAGGGAAUACGAAACGGAAGACAAGAUGGCUGGACAAGCCCGGUGAGUCUAACGGUCUGUUGGUGCCUGAUAAAGAUGCGAAACCGCUGGGCAUGGAGGUGCCUGCAGAAGUUGCAUCGAAGGCGGCCGCCGCUGCUGCUCCCGUAGAAGACGAAGACGAUGACAUCUUUGAGGGAGUGGGCGCAGACUACAAUCCGCUGGCGGAUAUUGGUGAAGACGAUUCCUCGUCUGACUCCGACGAGGAGGGACAGGUUGCCGAAAAAGCACCGAAGAAAACCACAGAACCUGCACCACCGUCUACGGAACCUAUUCAGCCAUCACGACCACGGAACUACUUCUCGACAUCCACGCACGACGAACCCACAGAAGAAGACGAGGACCGUGCCAGAGCCAAUCCACUCACCCGGGACCCCUCCUUAUUGGCAGCGCUCAAACGAGCAGCCGCGCUACGCCAAGCAUCGCCAUCCGCAGGUGGAGACGAAGAAAAGAAAGACGACAGCCGUGGUCAGCGAUUUCUGGAAGAAAUGCGGCGUCGCGAGGCGCAGGAUGCCAUGGAUAUGGACAUGGGUUUCGGAGGCAGUCGGAUCGAGGACGAGGAGGACGAGGAGUUUAUUGGCUUAGAAGGAGACGGGGGCCGUGGGGGACAAAAGAGGAAGCGAGGACCGAAGAAGAGGAAGGGGGACAAGGAAAAUGCAUCCGAUGUAAUGGGGGUGCUGGAGAGUCGGAAGUAG
This is a messenger RNA of Aspergillus glaucus CBS 516.65, 1674 nucleotides long. RefSeq lists its product as uncharacterized. The record is from RefSeq and is a predicted model, not a curated record. Lineage: Eukaryota; Fungi; Ascomycota; Eurotiomycetes; Eurotiales; Aspergillaceae. Bases 1 to 1674 code for a protein of 557 amino acids. Gene Ontology annotation, biological process: mRNA splicing, via spliceosome. The transcript has 2 exons. Gene Ontology annotation, cellular component: nucleus.